AUGACAGAGGUGUAUGCAAAGUCCCCCACAGUCUUCACGGUGGACUCGGGCCCCCCUCCACUGCCCCCCAGGACUAGGACCAGGCGCAGGCAGCUGGCCCCGUCCCAGGUGCUGCUGCUCCUCCUGGUCAGUGUGGCCCUCUGUGGCAUGCUGGUGGAAGCCUGGCUCAUCCACCGCCUCUACCGCCUCUACCAACCUGCGCCCGGAGAAGCAUCCCAGCCUUCAGCUUUAAAAAUGAUCGGAAACGCUCCAACAGUUGGAUCUAAAGUUGUUGAAUGGGACAAACGCUUUGAAGCCCCUUUCAAACCACUGGCUCAUCUCACAGACGGCCCUGAUGUCAAAGCUCAUCAUAAGUACAUCAUGUCUUGGAGUGAGGUUCCGGACCUGUUCCUCUACAAAGUUGAACCAGCUGUUCAGCUCGAACCAUCAGUCUGA
Molecule: messenger RNA, 435 nt
Organism: Knipowitschia caucasica
Lineage: Eukaryota; Metazoa; Chordata; Actinopteri; Gobiiformes; Gobiidae
Source: the annotation of a GenBank genome assembly